AUGAUCUUGCUGAUCCCGCGAUUUCUACGCGUACGAACGCUCUUGGCAGCCCUGACACUCGUUAUUUUUCUCACCUGGGCAAUAUUGGGAUUCAAAGUGUACAUCCCCAAACCUACCAUCUCGUCACCACAGGCCAUCACAAGCCUGACACACUCACAUAAACAAUUCUGGCGGGAGUUCCACGCCUUGUUAGAGAAACACGCGCCGAACACAGAGCCUAUCAUCGAAUAUGAGAAGGCAUCGACAGUAGGUUUCAAUGCUCACAAUGCACCUAUACGCCCAGAUACCCUCUACGUUCCGGCGGAAGACAUCAUCACCGUGAAAGAAGCGCAUGCCGGGUUCGUCAAUGCGAUCACCAACUCCCCACCCGAGCUCCCCUACAUCCACGGCACAAAAGGCAUAGUCUCAACAGCAGGGGGUUUCUAUCUCCCAGUGCUAGUGAUAUCCCUCCGCAUGCUCCGCCGAACGGGCUCCACGCUCCCGAUGGAGGUCUUUCUCUCCGACGAAGACGAGUACGAGCCCUACAUAUGCGAUGAAGUCCUACCUUCACUGAACGCGCGAUGCGUAGUCCUAUCCCGAAUACUCAUCGCCGCCCCAGCCCGAAUCCAGAAAUACCAAUUCAAGCCCUUCGCAAUGCUCUUCUCAUCCUUCGAAGAGAUCCUCUUCCUAGACGCAGAUGCCUUCCCCCUCGAGAAACCAGAGCAACUUUUCACCACCGAGCCCUUCCUCUCCAACGGAAUGGUCACAUGGCCCGAUUUCUGGGCCUCCUCUGUCUCCCCAAUCUUCUACGAUAUCGCAAACUACCCACCUCCACCAAUGGACCUGCGCCAGUCAACAGAAUCAGGCGAGGUCCUCGUCUCCAAAAGAUCUCACCUCCGCUCCCUCCUUCUCACAACUUACUACAACUACCACGGUCCCUCACACUACUACCCUCUCCUCUCACAAGGCGCCGCGGGCGAAGGCGACAAGGAGACCUUCGUCGCAGCCGCGACCGCCAUGCACGAAUCCUUCUACCAAGUCAGCGAGUCUAUUUGUGCUCUCGGACACGGAAUAAACGGUGGCAUAGCCGGCUCCGCAAUGGCGCAGUUUGAUCCCGUGCAGGACUUUGCCCUAACCAAUCGCGGGAUAUGGCGUGUCAAAGGCAAUGAAGCCCCCGCACCACCCGUCUUCUUCAUACACGCCAACUUCCCCAAGUUUAACCCUGCCACCGUCUUCGAGCCCCAUGAGGUUAAUCCCGCAUUUACAGAUGAGGGUACUUAUACGCGGGCCUGGACGCUGCCGGUAGAUGUUGUACGCGGGUUUAAUAGUAAUGUUGAUGUUGAGAAGGGGUUUUGGGAGGAGAUUCUUUGGACGGCUUGUAAGCUUGAGGAUAAGUUUCAGAGUUGGGUUAUGUAUGAGGGGAUUUGUGAUGGGGUGAAGGAUUACUGGCACACUGUCUUUGGGGAGGAUUGA
Penicillium concentricum is the source of this 1452-nucleotide messenger RNA. Its product is annotated as alpha-mannosyltransferase. The record is from RefSeq and is a predicted model, not a curated record. Bases 1 to 1452 code for a protein of 483 amino acids. NCBI's taxonomy places the organism in Eukaryota, Fungi, Ascomycota, Eurotiomycetes, Eurotiales, Aspergillaceae. Gene Ontology annotation, molecular function: alpha-1,2-mannosyltransferase activity. The transcript has a single exon. Gene Ontology annotation, biological process: mannan biosynthetic process. Gene Ontology annotation, cellular component: Golgi apparatus.